Molecule: messenger RNA, 3460 nt
Organism: Pelmatolapia mariae (spotted tilapia)
Lineage: Eukaryota; Metazoa; Chordata; Actinopteri; Cichliformes; Cichlidae
Product: ras-related protein Rab-8A
Exons: 8
Coding region: 45-665 (206 amino acids)
Biological process (GO): neurotransmitter receptor transport to postsynaptic membrane; cilium assembly; regulation of exocytosis
Cellular component (GO): synaptic vesicle; dendritic spine; endosome
Molecular function (GO): GTP binding; GTPase activity
Source: RefSeq, a predicted model, not a curated record
UCUGCGACGGGCGGGAUAUCCGCAGUAGUAAGCUAACUAAUAACAUGGCGAAGACUUACGAUUACUUGUUUAAACUACUUUUAAUCGGCGAUUCCGGCGUUGGGAAGACCUGCGUGCUUUUCAGAUUUUCAGAAGAUGCCUUCAACUCAACGUUUAUCUCCACGAUAGGUAUUGACUUCAAAAUCAGAACAAUAGAAUUAGAUGGAAAGAAGAUCAAGCUACAGAUAUGGGAUACAGCAGGACAGGAGAGGUUCAGGACUAUCACAACAGCCUACUACAGAGGAGCCAUGGGCAUCAUGUUAGUGUAUGACAUUACCAAUGAGAAGUCCUUUGAAAACAUCAAGAACUGGAUACGGAAUAUAGAAGAGCAUGCAUCAGCAGACGUGGAAAGGAUGGUCCUUGGGAAUAAGUGUGACGUUAAUGACAAGCGGCAAGUGUCCAAAGAUAGAGGAGAGAAGCUGGCGCUGGAGUACGGUAUCAAAUUUAUGGAGACCAGUGCAAAGGCGAACAUCAACGUGGAGAAUUCCUUCUUAACGCUUGCCAGAGACAUUAAGGCAAAAAUGGACAAGAAGCUGGAGGGAAACAACCCACAGGGCAGCAAUCAAGGAGUAAAGAUUACAGAACAACCCAAGAAGAGCAGUUUCUUCCGCUGCACGCUGCUGUGAGAAGACGAGUGCGUCGGCAACCACCAUCGCCUUAACCGUGUCCCCCCACUGGACAUAACUGGACAGAGCACACGCUGAUCUCUGUUUUAUCCUUCUUCAUUUGUCUUCCUCCUCCUUCUGAUUUGUCCCGUCAUUAUGUAAUUAGGAAAAGGAAAAGUCUACCCCCCCUUGGUUUACCAGUCUUCCUUUAAUACCUGUGGAUCUAACUGCUGUGGGCUCUGUUACAUAUUUAAUCUCAUUUCUUUUUUCUCCCCCACCCCCGUUAAUUACUAUUUUCAGUGUAAGCGCAAGAGUGAAAGAUUCUUAAUAGUCACUUCCUUGAAUACUAAGAAAGAUCCAACCUUUCAGCAGUGACGGAUAAUAAUUAAGGGACUCGUUCAUCAAAUUUGAGAGAGUUUUAAUAUCUACGUAACUAAAGAGGCUAAUUUUUUAAGCAGCCAUUUCCUGAGUUUAUCAUGUUCAAAAGCUGAUUAUGCACAGCUAAAUACCAUAUGGAUUGGAUACAAAAAAAAGAAAAAUUCUUCGUCUUAGAGAUUAAGGACGUUGCACGUACAACAUUGCCAAAACUCUUUGCACAGAAGAGCACUAACCAGAGGAGAAAGAGAAGUGGGAGACCCCAGUGCCCAGCUGAACAACAAUAGGACAAGUCUGAGAAACACACACAGAAACGCCUCACAGUUCCUCAUCUGGCAGCUUUUUAAAAAAAUGUAUUUGUCUAGACUAGUUUUGAAGUGAGUAGGAAGUGCUGUUGCAUUUCUUUGAACAAGAAUAUAACUUUUUCAGGUGCGUUUUGAGCCUUUAAUCCAACACACAAAGGCUGAUUCUCCAGACACUGAACUAGCUGCAUUGUUUGCUUCUUUAGUCAGCACAGCAUUCUUCAGCUUCUUACAUGAUAAACUUGCGUUAGGUGACACGAUGCAGCAUUCGAAGCCAGAGGCGAUGGUUGCUGAAAACAGGGCUCUGUAUGCUUGAUCUUCCAUUAAAGCUCAGUGAUGGUUCCUGAUGAGUAAUUCCAUUAAUCAUUAAUUUCAUGCGCUAUUACAUAAAAACAAAUAUCCUUUUUUUUUUUUUUCAAAAGGAAGGACAUUCCCCAGUCACCAUAAACCUUUAGGCAGCGCUGUAUUUGAUCCUUAUGACCAACAAAAGACCAGAUUAUACACUCAUGUGUUUAAUUUUUCUAAUAUUUUGAUUGUCACCUGUGCUUCCAAAGUGAUGCGUACAAUCCCCGAAUCCCCCCCCCCCCCCCCCCAAGAUAUUAUACUAGAUAUUUGUACUGACAGGGUGGUCUGGCUCUUUCCUUAAUGUCCACAUCUAUGUAAAUGCAUCGUGUAAAUAUAUAUAUAUAUAAUUGAUUAUGAUUCACCGUAUUACACAGUAAUGCCAGCACAUGUCACUCAUAUCCACAGUGGGGUUUACAUCUCCUUUCUUCUCACGUCUUCUGCUAAAACAUUCCAGUCCUCUUUAAUGUGCAAUGUAAUGUAUGAAAGAGCCCUGAUUUUUCUGUGUUCACAUGUCUGCAGUAGGGUUGGGUUUUUAGAAGAGGGGGUAAUUUAAGGGCACACACAUGCUCCUUUUUGAUGUUGCUUUCCACACCGUUUUAGCAAUACCUACACUGACCACCUGGAGGCAACUUCAGCUACACAGCAGAAAGAGUCACAGCAACGGUGAAAGUGUGGUUUUAUGCAUUUGUACUUGUUCCAGUUGUCUGUUCCAAUGGGGGAACAUAAACACAACUGCUUCCUGGGCCUUGGAUAUGUGCUGUGCUGUAGCAGUAUUUAUGGAGUGAAAGAAAUCAUAGCACCAAAAUGACAAAGUGCCCUUUUAUGUUCUUCUUGAUUAUGCACUUUUCUUCCUUUUUCUUUCUGUUUUGGAAAAAAAAAGAUUUCUUAACAUUUAUUGUCUGUGUUUAUUGCAAGUCUUAACUGAAAGCAAAGAAUUUGCAUGCACAAGAUUUCCACAGAGCCUCUCUGGGCUUCUUUAAAACAUCUGAGCACUGAAACCAGAAAUCUAGAGAUUUUCUUUUUGUUUUCACAACAUUCCCACUUAGUGAUUGAACUUUUUUUUUUCUCGCCAUGUUGUUUAUGCAUUCGCGUAGCUUCUGAUGCUUUUGGAAACCACCUUUUUCCACCUCUCCUCCUGUGUUGUUUUGGUCCAGUAUUAUGACCAUCUAAUCUAUGCAUUCUUGGUGCGUAGGAAACCUCAAAAGGCUUUGCACAGUUGACUUAAUGAGCUUUGUUUGAGAUUAGAAUUGUGCAGAGGAUCCUUGAUCUUGUUUUAUUAUUUUUUGCUGUCACUCCAUGCAAUUACAUCGAGAGCUCAUCAGAGGACAAAAAAUAGGAAAUUGAGCAAAUCACAUCAAAGGCCAGUUAAGCAGGUCCUUUGAAGUGGUGCUGAAGACUCAUCGAAUCACACCUGUAACAAAACGGUUUUCCUGUGGAUUUAAGGAAACAUUGUCAGCUUUGCUGGUUUAAAUUUGUUUCGGCUGUUUCUUAAAAUCACUCUCAGUUAAAAUCAGUCCACAGCUUGAUGAAAAUUCAGCAUUGUGAGCUACAGUCUGCCAUUGCUUUAUUCUGUAAUUCUCUCCCUUUUGCAAAUGUGACAGUUCUCUGUUCACAUAUCUUACGCAUUCCUGAACUACAAUUGGCUUUCUUUGCUGAUUACUGAUGGGCUUCACGUGGAAUAAAGUAAAUAAUUCAGCAAUUGUAAAUAAGAUCUACAAUGAUUGUACUGUAGUUUCAUAAAUCUUAUUGAUCUACACUUUUUGUAGAUAUGUGUACUUUUGAUGAUUUAUUAAA